AUGACUUACCACGACAUUGACAUUCCUCUACCCGCCUUCAUCGCCAUUGAUUGGACUGGCAUGACUCUUGCUCUCAUCCCUAUCCUCUUCCGCUUCCAUCUGCGCCGACGCCAACGCCACCUCCAACCUCAAUCCUCCACUCGAAACCUCUCCGACGCCCUCGUCGUCCUCUCCUGGCUCUCCGGCAUCGUCCUCGUCAGCAUCAACACGUGGAAAAACAGCCUACGCCAGCACUACACACACCAUCCACCAUCCACACUCUACUACGGCGUGCCCCGCCCCCUCGCCGCGCACCUCCUCUACGUCUCCUGGAUCUCCCUCUUCUUCAUCUACAUCUCCCUCUGGUCCGCCAAAUUCGCGCUCCUCGCCUUCUACGCCAGCCUCCUGCGCCUGCAGGGCCGCUGGGCCCGCGUCACGCUCGCCUGCGCCACCCUCUUCGCCGCCGGCACCUUCGCCCUGCACGUGGCGCUGCUGACGCGCUGGUGCCGGCCCGUGUCCGCCAACUGGAACGUCGACGGCGAGCUGUGCAGCGCCGUGCACGACAUCCACAGCGUCACCGUCUCCACCGCCGCAAACGUCGCCACCGACCUCGCCAUCCUGUGCAUCCCGCUCUUCGCGCUCGCGUCGCUGCUGCGCCGCGACUUCGUCGUCGUCGUCCCCACCAACGUCGGCGCCAGCGCCAGCGACGGCAGCGGCAUCGGCAUCAGCCACGCCGCCGACAGCUACCACCUGCCCCAGGGGGGCUCGUCGCGGUCGCGGUCGCGGUCGCGGUGGUCGUCGUCGUCGUCGUCAUCGUCAUCAUCGUCGCUGCUGUCGAUCGGCGGGCUGGCGUUUGGCAAAGCCGAGCUCAGCGGGCUGGCGCUCGUGCUCGCCAUGGCGGCGCUGAGCAUCACGGCGGCGACGGCGCGCUUCGUCACGCUGGAGCUGGUGCGGCACGUGCCCAAGGCCAGCAUCACGCACACCAUCGACGUGUGGGCGCUGGUCGAGAUCGUGGCGAGCUUGCUGGCCGUGUGUCUGCCCAGCCUGCGGGCGUUUGUGAGGGGGAGGAGGCGCGCGGCUGCUGGGAAGCGGGGGGGUGUAAGCGGGGAUCGAUCGGGGGCGGAGAGGAGGAAGGAGAUGGUGGUGGUGGCGGCGGCGGAUGGGAGGAUGGGGGAGGGGGGAGGGAGGGGGAGUGCGGGGGUUGCUGCGGUGAUUGAGAUGGAGGAGGGCGUGAGGUUGGGUGAUGGCGGGCGGCGUCAGGGUGAUGCGGAGGGGAGUCUGAGCGUGCUGCAGGAGGGAGCGGAGACCAAGACGGUGGAUGCGAGGGGAGUGGACUCUCCGCAGUACUUGGGCGUGGUUGGAGGGGCGCGGACGGCGAACACGAGUGAAGAGAGAUUGUUGUGA
Diplodia corticola is the source of this 1383-nucleotide messenger RNA. RefSeq names its product archaeal flagellin n-terminal-like domain-containing protein. Bases 1 to 1383 code for a protein of 460 amino acids. The record is from RefSeq and is a predicted model, not a curated record. The transcript has 2 exons. Lineage: Eukaryota; Fungi; Ascomycota; Dothideomycetes; Botryosphaeriales; Botryosphaeriaceae.